Molecule: messenger RNA, 4910 nt
Organism: Eublepharis macularius
Lineage: Eukaryota; Metazoa; Chordata; Lepidosauria; Squamata; Eublepharidae
Gene: HOXD9
Product: homeobox D9
Exons: 2
Coding region: 7-1077 (356 amino acids)
Biological process (GO): regulation of transcription by RNA polymerase II; DNA-templated transcription; embryonic skeletal system morphogenesis
Cellular component (GO): nucleus
Molecular function (GO): RNA polymerase II cis-regulatory region sequence-specific DNA binding; DNA-binding transcription factor activity, RNA polymerase II-specific
Source: RefSeq, a predicted model, not a curated record
CCCCCUAUGCCCUGCCGCGGAGGGAGCCCGCCCGGCCCCGGCAUGUCGUCCAGCGGCGCCCUCAGCAACUACUACGUGGACGCCCUGAUAGGGCACGAGGGCGAGGAGGCCUUCGGCGGCGGCCGCUUCUUGGCCGGGGCGCCCCCCGCGCCCCCCGGGCGGCCGGCCUCAGGUGUGGCGGCCGAGGGCUCCGGCUUCGCCUCCUGCAGCUUCGCGCCCAAGUCGGCCGUCUUCUCCGCCUCCUGGCCCGCCGUCCACGCGCAGCCCUCGGCGGCCGUGCCGGGCAUCUACCCCCCCUACGUGCCCCAGCCCCACUUGGGCGGGCCCGGCGAGGGCGGCGGCGGCGGCGGCCGCUACGUGCGCUCCUGGAUCGAGCCCUUCGCCUCCUUCCCCAGCAGCCCCGGCCACAGCGGCCACCACCCCGCCGGGGCGCCCCCGGGCGCGGGCUCCUCGGCCGGCGGGCGCCACUACGGGAUCGUCAAGCCGGAGAGCGGCGGGGCGGCCGCCUCAGCCUCCUCGGGGCCCUGCGCCCCCAGCGCCGCCGCCGCCGCCUCUUCCUCCUCUUCCUCCUCCUCCUCUCCUUCCAAAAGGACUGAGGCCGCCCCGUCCAGGGAGCCUGCGGGGCUCAGUGCCGGGCCGGCGCCCGAGUACACGUGCAACCCCUUCCUGGCAGAAGCCCGCGAGAAGCCGGCAGCAGCCGCCGCGGCCGGCAGCGGCGCCCACCCGGUCCCCAGCGCCGCCGCCUCCGCCGCCAGCCAGCCAGCCUCCGGUUGCAGCCGCAACCCCAGCCCCAGCAGCGAGCCGAAGGAGGAGAAGCACCACCAACUUGACCCAAAUAACCCGGCCGCAAACUGGAUCCACGCUCGCUCCACCAGGAAAAAGCGUUGCCCCUACACAAAAUUCCAAACUCUGGAACUGGAAAAGGAAUUUCUCUUUAAUAUGUACCUCACCAGAGAUCGCCGUUACGAAGUGGCUAGGAUUUUAAACCUGACAGAGAGACAGGUUAAAAUAUGGUUUCAGAACCGACGAAUGAAGAUGAAAAAAAUGAACAAGGAGAAAGGCAAUAAAGGGGACUAGCGCCUUGGUUGUGGGUAUGCAUGUAUGUGUGUAUGUGUGUAUGUAAGGGUGUGUGUGUGUGGAAAUGCACUGGGUUUUCUCUUAACAUGCGCUCACGCACAAUUAUCGAUAUUAAUUAUUGUUAAUAUUAUUAUUUCCCCAGGAGCAUUGACUCAGAAUGUUAAAUGAUCUGGUUAUUAUUAUUAUUGUUAUUAUUAUUAUUUUUAUAGUAGCAGUGAAUGUGGUCUGUGUCAGGGAUUUUGGAGAGAAAAGCGGGAGGGAGGUUUCUAUCUUGCUGGAGAAUGUAUUUCUAAACCUUAUUCCCCCCCCCCCCUUGCCCGCUUUCGAGAUAUUGUGGGUGCAACGUGUUAGCUUUUGGGAGCCAUUAUCUAAAUAUUCAUGCUUCUUCCAAGAGACCUAGUUUACAGCCAGUAAGGGAUACCUUGCUCCCCAAAAACUAUAAAGGAAAAAGGCGAGGACGAAGACUGAAUAAUAAUCAGGAAUUUUUUUUCGUGGCAAGUGAUCCAGGACUUCCCGAAAGGAAAAACCCAUCGAUUACCCGACUCUCUCCUUCUGUGUGUUUUGUUUUGCAAGAGACAAAAGGAAUUAAAAAAGAAACCCCCUUUCUCCUGGCCGCACUGUAUUACCAGUGGGUACCUGAACGGGCCUAAGCACGGAUCUUGACGGUCUGUUUCGCCAUCCUACCUAAAGACUCGGGUUUUUUUUAGUAUUGCUCUUAGGCUAUAAGAAAAACUGAUCUAAUCGAACGAAAGUCCCCCCCCCCUAGAAUGAGGGUCUGAGGGGGGAAGGCUGGGGAAAGAUUUUGUGUGUAUGUUUUGACUCCUCUUGGCAAUGCGGCAACAGCCCGCCACCCUCAGAGGAAACCGCCCCCCAAAACACUAUUUUUUUUUCAUGGUCUGCCCUUCAAAUACAUCAUUGAUCAAGAAAACUGGGGCUCUCCGAUAGACAGAGGAUUUUUCCUGCUCCAGAGAGAAGGGGCUACCCUGGGUUUAAUUGUGUCUCUAGUAGACUCUCGGCCAUGCAGUAAGCAUGGGUGAUAUUCUUUGCGGUUUGCUUUUCUAUGUGAACCUGAAGGAGUCAUGGUGUAGUUCGCCAGGAUCUGGGGGUGAGGGAGACACGGUUUUCAGCCCACAUUCGACACCCUAAAGCAAGGUAUGUGAAGACACGCCCUAGAAGUCGCUUUGGCUACCAGAGCUACCUUCUCUUCUCUAAGGGCAUCCUGAACUUUGAUUUGCAAUUGUGCCAUGUGCGUAGUUUAUGGUCUUUUCCCGAUACAAAGCAUUGUUGUCUCACCCCCAACCCCCAAUCCAAACGAUUCAGCCACAAUUGCAGCUCCGAGAUCUGGAAGGCAGGUCGAGGCGUCUUUAAACGAGGUUGACUCAUAAUUAUUAAAUCUGCCUUCUGGCUGCCCUCCGGAACCCCGCGGUCCUUUUAAAAAAUUCACUGGCUAGGCAGAAGUCUCUUGGAGCCGGUGUCCUCCGUCAGGGCCUGGAUGGGCAUUUAAUAAUAUUGCCUUCUUCCAUCAAACAUUAAUGAGAGCUCGCAGCUUCGGCCAAGGGAAAGGAGCGCCCGUUUGAAUUGCUGCCGGUGUUCGGGGCGUGUGUACACAUUGCUGUAGAGGCAGCCGGCUCUCUCGGAGGCCUAGUCGAUUGCAAGCCCAUGCUUACUCGUGCACGAAAUCAGUGGGAGUUCAGAGUGGCUGGAUCGUAUCCCCGGUGCACAGAAAAGCAUAACUGAGGGAGGGAAAGGCGGGGAUUCUGGGUUUAGCUGGAGGAGGGAGAGGCGAGCUGUUUGGAUGAGAAGCCGCCGAAAUUAAGGCCCUCCAAACAAUCUGGCCUCUUAAACGAUUUAAAAGAAGAUUUCGCUGUGAAGGACACCGCUGCAGAGACCUGACCUGGAGGCCCCCUUGGGUCUGUUGAUGCUAUCUGUGCCCCGCACCCCACCCCAGGACACACAGUGAUGAAGGCCCAGGGAAAAGGUGUCGCCUUCGACCCCCUUCACUACCAGCCCCUCUACCUAUCAUUCUUUUUUAGAACAGGAAGGAGGAAGGGACCAUAAAGCCAUUGAGAAGGCUAGACGUCUGGGGGUAAUGAGUUUACGAUAUGCAAUGGGGCUGCCCUCCUCUUCUUUGAGACCCAUCUUAUUUUGAUGUUUGUGUUUGUUAGGAUAAAACACCGAGGCAGACAAAAACCAGGUCUUAAAACCUGGACUAUAAAUUUCAAUCUGCCACCCGAGGAGGCCAGACAACAGUCAAGGGGAGCGGGAGAGGCCCGUAAAGCGAGAGGAUUAAAGCGCAUUUUGGUCGCUGUUGGGAAAGGCAGCCUUUUUCCUUUGGAAGUAAUGAAUUAGGUUAUGGCCGUGGGGCUGCGGAAAGGCCGGCGCAGGGCGAGUUCAGUGGAGACAUAGACCUUGGGAGAAAUGACACUUGAGCGGGGAGGUUUCGGCCCCACUUUGGACUGAAUGUAUUGUAAACUUGCGGCGGGUUCCCGCAAGUCCAGGUUUAUUGAUUUCGAAAAGGCACCGUUGAGAGCUAGCUGCAUAGGAAAGGCGCCCACAACAAAGGGCUUGCAACUUGUUUCCGUAGUGACGCUUCCAUGCCUUGGGGGAAUCAGAAAUGUGGGUGUCAUAGAAUUCCCAAUCCGAUCAGCAAGGUUGAUGGAAACUGGCAGUAAGGAAUAUAAUCACAUAGGCAAGUUCAAGGCAAAAUGGUUAUGAACCUGAAAACAAAACUUAAUAGAGGAACCAGAGCGACAAUCCAUAAAAAACAAAACAAACAAAAACACUUUCCUGGGAGUAAGCCCCGUGGAAUAAAUUUGGAUUUACUUCUGAUUGAGACCGGUUUAGGCUCGUUGUCUACAUGUGCGGAAGUCACACGACCUGCUCUAAAACAGCUAUGGACGCCAUCCUUUUAAUGCCUUCUUUUUUCAGCAGACUUUUUAAAAAAGUCCGAUGGAGUGAAACACAGAUGAAUGAACGAGCUCUAUGGUCUCACUAACAAGAAUCGAUAUUGUAUAUGCAUUUCGAAGAAUGCCCUGUCACUCAAGAUUUAGGACUGUGUGCCCCGGUUUUUAUUUGUCAAGAAUAUUUGUAAAUUGUUUGUGAUAAUUGCACGCUCAUUGGGGGUUUUUUUUGCAUGACUUAUUUAGUCAUCUUUAGCCGACGGAAAAUAAAUAUUUUUUUAAGCAAACGAUGUUUCUGCAACUCACGGAAGUCAAGAGUCAAAACAAAUACACUUCCUUUAAAUUCGUUGUAGUAGGAGCUCAACUGUGAAGCGCCGCCGGACUGCGGAUCAAGAUUUCGUGUCGCCACUAGAGGGCGCUGUUGCUCCAUUUUCUGUUGUUCGAGACCUUCGUUUUUCUGUAUCUGACCAGGAUUGUGUGUUGAUUAAAUAUGUAUAGGCUGUUUUUUUAAUCCAUGAAUUUGGUGUUUGUAGCCAAAAAUAAACGAGCACGACCUAAUGAAGGAUCUUUACUGCGAUCAAACUAAUUCACUUGGGAACUACGCACAGUCAGCACUUCUGGAAGUUCCCACCCAUAUUAAUUCGCUCAUGACACUACAUUCAGUUACUACAAACCAGAGACGUGUAAAACAAAAAUCUGUGUCUCUGGACGAGGUCGGCCGUUUUUCAAUAUUUAAAACAACAACAGGAAGUUCAAUAAGAAAAUUCAUUUCCAAUCUUUAACAACACACACAUAAAAGGAAUGAUAAAUUUAAAUCCGAAAUCGAAAGGAAAUAGCAAAGGAAACGGUUUAUUGUUGUGGAUAAUAACUAUUACAAAAUUUUCCAAGUUGUUUGUGACUGUGUCUGGCAUAUUUCUUGUGUGUUCUCGCAAA